Messenger RNA from Brassica oleracea var. oleracea, 1223 nucleotides. RefSeq names its product protein IRX15-LIKE. The coding region runs from base 87 to 1034 and encodes 315 amino acids. The record is from RefSeq and is a predicted model, not a curated record. The transcript has a single exon. Gene Ontology annotation, biological process: xylan biosynthetic process. Lineage: Eukaryota; Viridiplantae; Streptophyta; Magnoliopsida; Brassicales; Brassicaceae.
AAAACCACUUUUAAAACGGAGUCAUUCCCUUCGUCUUCUCCCUCUGACAAAAAAAAGAACAAAACAAAAAAACAGAGGUAAGAAAAAUGAAAAGCGGAGGGAACACAAACACGAAGCUCAUACUUGUUCAUCCAUACAUUCAAAAACAAACAAGCUCAAAUCGUCUAUGGCUUCUCGCUUUUGUCUCUUUCUUCACCAUCGCUUUUCUCCUUACUCUACUCUACACCACCGACACCAUCAUCUCCUCCAAAAACAGCUCCGUCGUCUCCUCCGUCGUCAAUUCAGCCGUCUCCAACACUCCCACCUCUCAGUUGCCAACGAGCGCCAUCAAUGCUCUGCUCCACUACGCGUCGAGAUCUAACGACAGCUUCCACAUGUCAUACGGAGAGAUGAAAUCGAUCUCCGACGUCCUCCGCCGCUGCGCUCCGCCGUGCAAUCUCCUCGUUUUCGGCCUAACUCACGAAACACUCCUCUGGAAAUCGCUGAACCACAACGGACGGACCGUGUACAUCGAAGAGAACCGUUACUACGCGGCUUACUUCGAAGAAAUCCACCCGGAGAUCGAAGUGUUCGACGUUCAGUACACGACGAAGGCUCGCGAGGCGCGUGAGCUUGUGUCGGCGGUCAAAGAGGCGGCGAGGAACGAGUGUCGUCCCGUGCAGAAUCUUCUCUUCUCCGACUGCAAACUCGGUCUCAACGACUUGCCGAACCACGUCUACGAUCUUGACUGGGAUGUGAUCUUAGUCGAUGGACCACGCGGCGACGGUGGUGAUGUGCCGGGAAGGAUGUCGUCGAUCUUCACGGCGGCGGUUCUUGCCCGGAGCAAAAAAUCCGGAGGGAAUCACAAGACGCAUGUGUUCGUUCACGACUAUUACCGAGAGAUCGAGAGACUUUGUGGCGAUGAGUUUCUUUGUCGGGAGAAUCUUGUGGAAUCUAACGACAUGCUUGCGCACUACGUUUUGGAGAGGAUGGAUAAAAACAGCACGCACUUCUGUCGUGAUCGUAAGAAACGCUCUGCUUCUCCUUCGGCUUGAGUAAAAUGUGCGCUAAAUCUUGUGGAGAGCAAUCAACAGACAGACGACGGUGGUGGACCUGGCGGUUGACAACGUCAAUCGCGGAGGAGUCUUUAGUAAAAUAAAAACCUUGUUUUUCCACCUUUGUAUCUUUUCUCCUACUGUUGUUAUUCAAAUCUUUGACCCAUGUGAAAAUUUCAAUCAAUUAAA